AUGUCGCGCUUCCCUGCGGCCGCCCAAGCGCCCGACGACCAGAUGAAGCUCAAGAAGCAGCUGAACGAGCUCAUGAAGCGCGAGGAGAACAAGUUCUGCGCCGACUGCGGCUCCCGCGGCCCGCGCUGGGCGUCCAUCAACCUCGGCGUCUUCAUCUGCAUCGCGUGCUCGGGCAUCCACCGGAGCUUGGGCGUCCACGUGACGUUCGUCCGCAGCGUCAACUUGGACGCGUGGACAGCGGAGCAGGUGCAGCAGAUGCAGCGCUGGGGCAACGCGCGGGCGAAAGCGCAUUUUGAAGCGGCGCUGCCGAGUGGCUAUUUCGUGCCGUCGGAACACUCGGGCGUACGGGACAAGGAGCUGUGGAUACGGGAUAAGUACGAGCGGAAACGCUUUGUGGCGGGGCCACGGAGGAGCGAAGGUCGGAGAAGCCGUCGAUCAAUGAAAGAAGAAGAAGAGGAGGAGGAAGAAGAGGAGGAGGAGGAAGAGGAAGAGGAGGAAGAGGAGGAACGACGUCCAGUGAGACGUAGGGACUCUAGGACGGGGUCCCGGUGUAAGGAUGCAGAGAGGAGACCAUUGCAGGUGUCGAGUACGGUUGACAUGCUGUCUUUUGAGGAGAUGGUUCCUGAGGCUGCAGUUGCCGUGGCACCUGCAGUGAGUUUUGUGGACGAGACGGCUGGAGAUAGUGCAGGAGGUAUGACACAGAAGAAUGGGGACGAAUGGACGUCGAUGGGUGCAUCAGGUUCCGUGCAGUCGGACGUGAAGGAUGCGUUUGCGUCGCCGACGCCAGCAGCUGUGGCACCCGUUGAUCAGCAUGUGAACAAGAUGGCCAAUAUCAUGGCGAGUUUUGGUACUGGUACGCAGCAGCAGACGCAAGCGCAGUAUGGAGGGAAUACGUUUCAGCAGGGAAUGGGGACACCGUCGGCUUCGAUGAUGGGGACGCCGAUGAAUGGAAUGGGGAUGAUGCAGCUUCGGCCGGUGGGAAUGAGUUUGCCUAUGAAUAACAUGGCGAUUAAUGGACAGGGAUUCAUGCCGUCCAACAUGAUGGGAUACUCGAUGCAGAAUCGGAUGCUUGGGUUCCCGCAACAGGCUGGAAUGAUGAUGGGUGGUGCAGCGUCGAUGGGAUAUCAGGGUCAGCAGAUGGGAAUGAACCCGAUGGGCAUGCAUAUGAACCAGGGAGGGUUUCAUUACCUGCAGCAGCAACAACAACAGCAGCAGCAGAUGCAACAACAAUUCCAGCACCAGCAGCAACAGUACUUACAGCAACAACGUCAGCAACAACAACAGCAGCAACCGCAUUUACAGCAACAUCAGCAGCAGCAGCCCCAGCACCAAACGCGACAGCAGCCACAAGUUGGAGGACUCAGUCAGCCGUUUGUUAAUUUCGGCUAG
Peronospora matthiolae is the source of this 1389-nucleotide messenger RNA. NCBI's taxonomy places the organism in Eukaryota, Oomycota, Peronosporomycetes, Peronosporales, Peronosporaceae. The record is from the annotation of a GenBank genome assembly.